Messenger RNA from Punctularia strigosozonata HHB-11173 SS5, 2219 nucleotides. RefSeq lists its product as uncharacterized. Gene Ontology annotation, cellular component: endosome; lysosomal membrane; trans-Golgi network. The transcript has 11 exons. Gene Ontology annotation, biological process: phosphatidylinositol phosphate biosynthetic process; Golgi organization; endosome organization. Gene Ontology annotation, molecular function: 1-phosphatidylinositol 4-kinase activity. NCBI's taxonomy places the organism in Eukaryota, Fungi, Basidiomycota, Agaricomycetes, Corticiales, Punctulariaceae. The coding region runs from base 297 to 2021 and encodes 574 amino acids. The record is from RefSeq and is a predicted model, not a curated record.
GCCUAGUGGACUCAGUUCGAUCUGCUAUUGCGGAGGGUAUACAUCCGAAGUUGAUUUCCAAGGGUUCCUCAGGGUCAUACUUCGCCCGUGCUAAAGUUGAUGGUACAAUACGAACUGUGGGCGUGUUCAAGCCGAAGGACGAGGAGCCAUACGGACAACUGAACCCCAAGACCACGAAAUGGUUACAUCGACAAUUGCGGUGGAUCAUACCGUUUGGACGCGCUUGCCUUAUACCCAAUUUGAGUUACAUCUCCGAGGCAGCCGCAUCCUUCCUGGAUGAACGCUUGCAGUUGUAUAUGGUACCUCGCACCGAGCUUGUAUCAUUAUCAAGCCCUGCCUUUUUCUACGACUGGAUAGAUAGAACCGCGGCGAAGAAUGGCAAACCUUUACCGGAAAAGAUCGGAUCCAUGCAGUACUUCAUGCACGGCUUCACCGAUGCUUCCGAUUUCUUGCGAAAACAUCCAUGGCCUGGCCGCGCUAUCUCCGAUACUUUCGAUGACUCCAACCAUCGAACAGGGAACAUCAGCAAGCGUUUCAUGUCUGCUCUUAACAUCAUCUGUGGCAAAACUGGAGGCGAGGAUGAUGCGUACGACGAAGCUGACGACGAUCGUGUGCUGUAUGAUGCAACAGAGGAAGCCAACGUCAACCGCCCGUUCUAUUGGAGCGAGUCCUUGCAGCAAAGCUUCAGAGAAGAGUUAGAAAAACUCGUGAUCCUAGAUUAUUUGAUGCGUAAUACGGACCGUGGCGCCGACAACUACAUGAUCAAGUAUUGUGAAGGUGUGAGCGACAAGAAUUCCAACGCUGCUCCAUCGCGCCCAGGAAAUGGACAGCCGCAGAUGAGCGAGCUGAAGGUUAACGAGGCUGGUUCAUCGCACCAACCGAGCUGGACGCCGGCGAUGUCCAUUGCUGCAGGGUCCGGCUGCGAUGGGCGUCCGACAUACACGAGCAAACCUCAUAUCCAUAUAGCCGCCAUCGACAAUUCUCUCAGUUUCCCCCAUGAGCACCCGAAAGGAUGGCGGUCUUACACGUACGGCUGGCUUUUCCUGCCCGUGAGCAUUGUUGGCCGUCCUUUCAGCGAGAAAACGCGAAACCACUUUUUGCCGCUCCUCACUUCCAAAGAAUGGUGGGCCGAGACUACAUACGAACUACGCAAAUUAUUUGAAGUGGACCCCGACUUCCACCCCAAAAUGUUCCGGCGACAACUUGCUGUCAUGAAAGGCCAAGCCUACAAUAUAGUCCAGUCAUUGAAGCAUGUCGACGAAGGACCUCUGGAGCUCACACGGCGGGAGAAAGUAUUGGUGUGGGACGACGAACUUGAAGUUGCGGAGGAAAGUCUGGCGUCCGCGGUUGCGCAAACUCCGGAGUCGCCUCAGAUAUCCAUCAACACGGUUCCCCUGCCCCGGCAUUCGCGUAGCCAAAGCUUGGGCGCCCGCGACUUCCCUCCGCCGAUACGCCGCACGUCGACAGAGCUCAACCGUCCAGUGCCAUUCUCCGCCAAGUUUCAGCGUGUGCAUCCGGCAACAACGGGCGUCACCGUGCUCGAACAUAUGGAACGCCUGGAUAAGGUUGAAGCAUCGUUGGCUCGGUUAGGCAAUGCGCAGGAGGAGGACGAGGAGGAAGCCGACGUCGUAGAGUCAAGACCCAUCGCAGUGCCAUUGAUGCGCUCCAGCUCAUCACAAUCGUCAAGCAGUGGAACACCGCUCUUAUCACCUCGGUCUGCGCCGCUGCCAGUCGUCCCGGAAGCGCCGUCAGCUCCGGAAUCAUUGGGUGAAGUGGAUGAACAAACAGACGAGCCUGAGCCCACGGAGGAAGACGUUGCAGCGCUGUCGAAGUCAAUGUCGCAUUUGGAAGUGUCUCCCUCUCGUUUGCACACGCGAUGGGGCAGCCAUGAGGCCCAGCAGCAAGGACCCCAGAGCCUCGAUUGGAUGUUGCAAACGGAGGCUGAAGGCACAAAGAAGCGCAUCGCUAUUGUGGAGAGGUUGGAGCCCGUCAAGACCAAACCAUUACUUUCUUGGUGGUGAACUCCAAAAUGACUGACGACCCUUUGACGCAUGGUUAAACAACUUUCGACCAUAUGAACAGUGUAUCAUUAUAAUCCUACAUGACAGAUGCUAUCUAGAGUGUAUAUCCAGGUCAUGAAAACGAUGUAACGAGAGUGCUCGAGAUGACAACGAAAGCUAUUUAGUCACCAUCCGACCUCGCCGUAAACAUAGGACUCG